AAUUGUGGACAGAAUCGUCGAGAGAAAUUGGGCGGAAAAAAUAGAAAAAGGCGGCCGGGAAUUGUCACGGCCUGACGGAGAUGGCAGACGAGGAGAAAGUGAAGAACGAGGCGUCGGAGAUUCUAGGGCAAUACCAGAACCUGCCUCGUCUGGUCGUCUUCGAUCUCGAUUAUACUCUCUGGCCUUUUUAUUGUGAAUGUUGCUACGAGGAUGAAAUGCCAUAUCUGUAUCAGCAUGCAAAAGGCAUAUUACAUGCACUAAAGGAAAAAGGAAUUGAUGUGGCUGUUGCUUCUAGGUCACCAACGCCUGAUAUUGCCCAAACAUUUCUCAAUAGAUUGGGAAUCAAUUCCUUGUUUGUUGCGCAGGAGAUUUUCCCCAGCAGGACUCACAAAACCGAGCAUUUCCAGAGAAUUCAUAGAAAGGCUGGAGUACCAUUUAGUUCAAUGCUUUUCUUUGAUGAUGAGGACAGGAACACUGAAGCGGUGUCAAAAAUGGGAGUCACAAGUAUUUUGGUUGACAAUGGAGUAAACCUUGGAGCAUUGAGGCAAGGACUAUCUGAAUUCUCUCAAAAAACUGCUUCAUCUAGCAGGAGCAAGCAGAAGUGAAAAAUUACUUUUGUUGGACAUAUAUCUGACUAAGUAUUUCAAUCAGGUUGAAUGCUGCUGAGAUUAAGUAUUUCAUAAAUUAGUCAGUUUAUUGCACAGACCUGUGCCUUAGAUGCAGCUGGAUUAACAGGGGAUACUUUUCAAUCAUUCUUGGACAUCCUUGUCAAUUGUCAUUUAGGAUUCCAGAAACCUAUUGAAUCUAUUGAAGAAUAUUGAAUCUGAAGAGUAUUGAUCAUGUACUUUAAUCUUUGUGUAUUGAAGAACAUUGAAUCUGUUGGAAAUACCCAAUCAUGUACUUCCCUCCAAAUUAUGUAAAUCUCAAAUAAAACAUAUGCAAGAUA
Rubroshorea leprosula is the source of this 946-nucleotide messenger RNA. The record is from the annotation of a GenBank genome assembly. Lineage: Eukaryota; Viridiplantae; Streptophyta; Magnoliopsida; Malvales; Dipterocarpaceae.